Messenger RNA from Dimorphilus gyrociliatus, 3761 nucleotides. The record is from the annotation of a GenBank genome assembly. Lineage: Eukaryota; Metazoa; Annelida; Polychaeta; Dinophilidae.
ACAAAAUGGCCGUUACGAAAAGUGAACCAAACUGCUAAACUAUAUUUGAAGGAAGUUUUUGUCAGUUUCUAGCGAUAUUAUCGUUAGAUUUCUGAUAGAAAAUCUAACGGAAUUAGUUUGCAAUCUAUAAUAUAGCUAAAUCACCAAAGUAUAUGGCAGAACCUUAAAUCAUGGCAAAUGCCGAUUACAGAGUCAAUGCUCUAUGCCCAAUUGACCCGCGCAUGGAUCCACGACGUUAUAAUGAAGCAUACAGAGGUCGUGAAGGUGCAAACGUGCAGCGCCCUAAGAAAGAAGACUUUAUAUCUUUUAAGCUAAUAAAAGACCCUUUUAUUCAUAAAUGCGAAGCUAAAGUUUAUCGCUACGACGGGAAACCUAUAGAAAACCAACCACAUGUCGAAGUAAAAGAUCCAAGGAAACGUCUAGAUUACCUAGAUAGGAAAUUGGCCUUCGCUCAACUUGAUGUACUUCUCCCCGUACCAAUGCUAAAAGAGGAUGACUGCUAUGUAGGCCCUUUGCUCAGGAGAGAAGUUACUAUCGUCAAUCUGAAUAAUAACAUUGACUUAAAAUUCCUGAACAAUAUGGCCCGAGAUUAUAAGAUUUUGAAUUCAAAAAUAUACUUUCAUCCUAAUACAGGAAAACAUCUUGGAAUUGCCAAGAUUGCAUUCUCAUUACUUUGUGAAGCUCAGGAUUUUGUAGAAAAAUUUGAUGGAAAACCCCAAAUGGGUCUAAAAAUCCACGUAUUUUUUGACCCUAAAGGGAAAACUAGACAAAAUUUAAUUGUGGAAAAAAUUAACGAAGUACAUCAACCAGCAACAGCUGCCCCUGUUAAAGAAGCAAAGACCUCCCCUCUUAAUACUUCCCGCGAUCAUUCUCUCGAGAGAAAAACAUCCCAAACAAAGGAUGUACAACAGCAAUCAACUCGAGAUCCAAGAUCUUCUAGGUCUAGCACUGAUACUCUUCAAGAGGAUAACUUUUCCUAUCGGGACUCAUACAGAUACUACGAACGUGAUAGGCGAGAUACCAGACGAUAUAACUAUGAUAACAGAAGAAGAGAGAAGUACAAUAGAGGCGACAAUUACUAUCGAGAUGAUUCAGCUAGCCACAAAAGAAAUUAUCAUAGAAACGACUCUAUUAAAGAGCAAAUUGAACAGCCACCACCCCCGGCUGAAAAUGCAGUUGAGCCCGAUAAAGAUAUUGAAAUGGAUCAAGCCGAACCAUACACAGGUUAUAAUGGUCAAGAAGGCAUAGAAGACGGAGAGCUUGAAGACGACGAAAGGACAGCCAGUCUUGAUACCAGAAUAAAUAUGCUUUUGGGUGUUGAUCACGAAGAACCUGAAAAUGGUGAAGCUUGUCACUUAAAUAUUGAUCAACCCGCCGUUGAAGAGGAAGUGCUAACUACCUUUGAAGAAUCUCAAACCAACGACCAACAACUUGAAUUGCCAGAAAGCUGUGAUAAGACAAAUGAUAAUGAUGAUAGAAUGAGCCUGUCGAGCAUUUCAAACGGAGACGAAAAGAUUGAAUUGAAUGACGCGUGCUUAGACGGGGAGAAUAGAAGUGUUUCUCUUUGGGAACACGAGAGGCAGAAGCAAAUUAUGAAGAAUGCUCUAGAAGGUACAACUAAUCAUCUUCGAGACGUGCUGUAUACCGAUGUCUUUCGAAAAUCAAUACAAGUAUUCGGAUUUGAUGUUUUUGAAGAAUGGUUUGAAAAGUCUAAAAAAGCAGCGAAAAAACCAGAUAUAGAAAACGAUCAGAAAACUGUUGAAUCGACAAAUAAAACAGAGAGCGAUACUGAAAAACAUGAUACGGAAAAGCCAAUAACAACACCUCAAAUUCUUACCAGUGAAAAUCUUUUUGAAAAUAUCGGUAGUGGAGGUUUCCUCGGUUUACGAGCUGGUAUGCCAAAAAUGAGAUCAUUUAAAGUUCCAAAAAAACCAAGAGCUCCGUCUCCAACUGUAACACAGCCAAACUCGAGAAAGUCACCAUCAGAGAACUCAGAAGAUGAUGACGUGAGUGAUGAAGAUUUUGUGACCAAUAAUCAAAAGAAACCACCAAAACGACGGGAGAAAAUACGGUAUAGUUCUUCUUCCCUGUCGGAGGAGAGUGAAUCCUCGUCUAGUAUCAGUAGUGACGAAGGACCAAAUGGCACACCUAUUGCUUCCGAUUUCGAUGCAAAGUCCACCGGCUCCGAAGUUGAUUUAGACGCAGAAAUUGAUAUCAACAAAAUACGGAAAGGUUCGGUCGAUGCGAAGGAAGAAGAGGGAUGGCAAUCACCUGUUUUUAGUUCAUCUCGACAGGAAAAACUAUCAUCUAAUCGAGGGAGGGGAAGAGGAAGAAAGACUAACCGACGAGAUUCCUCUCGAAUCGACGAACCAAUACCUGAAUUUAACUUAAAGAAGGAACCACAAACACCUGAAUUUGAUAUUCCUGACAAUAAAUCAUUUUCUGAAAGGGACGCCGUCCUUACCUUACUCCAAAUAAGUAAGAGUGGUGGUGGGACAAUAAAGCAGGAUGAUAAUUUCAAUUCCACUGCUCAAUCCGUUACUGCAGAACAUAACUAUUUUAAUUCAACACCUCCACAAAAAAAACAUACAGGAAUAUUGCCAACUUUCACUGAUAUCGUUGAGAAGGAACCUGUAGAUAAAAAACUCGAAGAAAUAAACGACUUCUUGGCGGCUGUUCUUCACGAUCAUUGUUAUGUUUUACAAAGCACACCAGCAAAAUCACCUGGAAAGACACAAUUGCAGUCUCCGCCCCCUACAUCUAAGUCAAAGAAGAUAUUGUCAUCUAUUUCUGCUCAAGUUCCUGCCAAGAAGCAGAAAAGAAUGCCCAAAUCAAAGCCAAAAGCGGUUAGGUCAAUUAACUUUAGCAGGAGGAAUGAAAGUGAAGAACAAAAAGUGCUCAGUAACAUAUAUGCUGACGGUAUGGACAGCGAAGAUAUAAAACUAUUAAAAAUAGCUUACGACCAAAUGGUUGUAUCUGGUGAUCACAAAGAGGUUCUUGAAGGAACUCAUUGGGCUGAAACUCCAGCAACAAUUGAUCCACAAUUUAAUAAAUCUAGAAAGCGUGGUGCUAAGAUUGGACUUAGUGCCAGAACACAACCAGUCAGUAUUUUUAAAGAAGCGCGUAAGAAGAAACAGGCUGAUAUAACUCAGCAAUUGUCUUUCAGAGGUUUACGUAGCGUCUCUGAUAAUCGAUUAAACACCAUAGAACGCGAUAGCCGAGCCAAUCCUGUUCAAUCUAGAGAAGCUCGUCUUGAGAAUCGAAGGCAUCUAAAUGCGAUCGGAGAGUAUGAUUUCGAUUCGGAUUUGUUCAAAUUUAAUCAGCUUAAGACGAGAAGGAAACGCUUAAGAUUCGAUAAAUCAAGUAUUCAUUGCUGGGGUCUAUUUGCCGAUGAACCCAUUCAAGCUGAAGAAAUGAUUAUUGAAUAUAUUGGAGAGGCAAUUAGAUCGUCCAUUGCCGACUUCCGUGAAAAGAAAUAUGCUCGCGAAGGUAUAGGAUCAAGCUACUUAUUUCGUUUGGAUUCUGAAAUGGUUGUAGAUGCGACGAAGAAAGGAAACUUUGCGAGAUUUAUCAACCAUUCGUGUAAUCCGAAUUGUUAUGCUAAAGUAGUAACAGUUGAGAGCUCAAAAAAAAUAGUCAUUUAUUCCAAGAGAAAUAUCGAUAUUGGAGAAGAGAUCACUUACGACUAUAAAUUUCCCUACGAUGAUGACAAAAUUAAAUGCCAUUGUGGAUCCGCGCAAUGCCGUGGUUUUCUAAAUUAG